Fulvia fulva is the source of this 1161-nucleotide messenger RNA. RefSeq lists its product as uncharacterized. The record is from RefSeq and is a predicted model, not a curated record. The transcript is spliced from 2 exons. Lineage: Eukaryota; Fungi; Ascomycota; Dothideomycetes; Mycosphaerellales; Mycosphaerellaceae. The coding region runs from base 1 to 1161 and encodes 386 amino acids.
AUGACAACGGCCAUUUCGUCCUGCAGCUCAACACGCACCGCGCGAGCUGCUGUACAGCCAUGGCUUUGUUAUCGACAGCGCUGGAAUGAGCCCACCUCUUCGUUGUGCCACACACGUCGGCCACCACCGGCCCGAACAAUCUCAAAACAAAUUGACGGAUCAAUAAGCCGAGCAUCGAAUCUGGCGCUGGUCUUUCUGCUCUGUCUGCUAGCCUUCUGUCAAGGCGCGAAGGCCGAUGUGCUGUAUGGCUUUGGGGAUAUAUCGCCACCGGAGCUGUUGUUCGACCGAAGUGAGCCACCACCUCUUCCACGAAUGCUGCUAGAACCGAGGCAAGAUGACUCCCUGUCGAGUCUGCCUUCUACCACCACACGACCGACAGGAUCAUCGACUCCCACUACCCCCGGAUCUGGCAUACAGACGGCAAGCGAGACUGCAUCAUUCGACCUUCCGAGACCAUUCGAUACCAGCAUUGGGAACAACUUCACAACGACAACAUGUCCGACGUUCUUUCAGAACUUCCUAAGCAAUCAGACUCUUCGUGAUUGCUUGCCAUUUUCCUUACUUUUGCAGACUUCCAACAGCUUCUUCACAGCUUCACGCUCACCUCUGCGGCUCGCUCAGACGUUGAACGCAACAUGCAGUGUCGACUUCAACACCUGCUCUACCCUCAUGUCGCAAUACGCCCAGCAGAUCCAACAAAACUCCCAUUGUGGCGCGGACCUCGAAAUGCAGAACCCGAUGGUCACCCAAGCCUACAAUGGCUUCGUGUCGUACCCGACCCUGUACCACGCUGGCUGCCUCACCGACACAGACGGCAACUACUGCUUCAGCAACGCCGUCACCAACACAUCUUCCCCGAGUAGUAGCUACAUCUACUACCUCCCGCUGGGAGUGAAGCUUCCUGGCGGAGCACGACCGGCUUGCAACACUUGUCUUCAGAACACCAUGGCAAUCUUCGCUGAGACUGCCGGCAAUGCUAGCCAGCCGCUCAGCCAAGACUACGGUACUGCUGCCGAACAAGUCCAGAUGAUUUGUGGUCCGCAGUUCGUGGACUCAUCCAUUAUGACGUCUGCGGCGACUACCUCUCUACCUCCUCACACCCCAUCCAUGGGCCUCGCUGGUGUUGCCAUAUCCUUAGCCCUACUCUGGAAUCUGUUAUGA